Molecule: messenger RNA, 1137 nt
Organism: Telopea speciosissima
Lineage: Eukaryota; Viridiplantae; Streptophyta; Magnoliopsida; Proteales; Proteaceae
Product: secretory carrier-associated membrane protein 4
Exons: 12
Coding region: 127-936 (269 amino acids)
Biological process (GO): protein transport
Cellular component (GO): trans-Golgi network membrane; recycling endosome membrane
Source: RefSeq, a predicted model, not a curated record
CGGUAGCUUUUUCCACCUGGAAGAAAACGAGGGGAAGCAGAGGAAGAUUUCCUAUCUCUCGCGCGCGCUAUCCCGUUCUUCUCGCUUUCUCUGCGUGAAUUUUUGCUUAAUCGAAGUAAAGCAAAGAUGAAUCCCCGCCACGAUCCGAACCCCUUCGAGGAAGAGGAAGAAGUCAAUCCGUUCUCGAAAGCUGCCGCUCCGACGUCAAAGCCACGAAUACCGUCAUUCUUACCUCAGUCACUGGGCUUUGGCAACAAAAAUGACGCAACUGUUGACAUACCGCUGGAUACAAUGAGUGAUACUAAUACAAGAGCAAAAGAACUUGCAGCAUGGGAUGCAGAUUUACAGAGGAGAGAAAGGGACAUAAAACGACGAGAAGAUGCUGUUGGCAGAGCGGGCAUCCCCACUAAUGACAGAAACUGGCCUCCAUUCUUUCCAAUUAUUCAUCAUGACAUAGCAAAUGAGAUUCCGAUCCAUGCUCAGAGGUUGCAGUAUCUGGCUUUUGCAAGUUGGUUAGGUAUAGUUCUAUGUCUUGUAUUCAAUAUUGUUGCUGUGAUCGUCUAUUGGAUUAAAGGCGGAGGUGUUACAAUCUUUUUCCUCGCAAUAAUCUACGCCCUGCUGGGAUGCCCCCUUUCAUAUGUACUGUGGUACAGGCCUCUCUAUCGUGGAAUGAGGACUGACAGUGCCCUGAAUUUUACUGGGUUUUUUCUGUUCUACUUGCUCCAUAUACUCUUUUGUAUAUUUGCUGCUAUAGCUCCUCCAGUUGUCUUCCGCGGGGAGUCAUUGGCGGGUAUCCUUGCAGCAAUCGAUGUCUUCCGUGUCAGUGUACUGGCUGGGAUAUUCUACAUCGUUGGGUUUGCACUCUUUUGUAUAGAAUCACUUAUAAGCUUGUGGGUACUGCAGAAAGUUUACAUGUACUUCAGAGGAAACAAGUGAAACCUGAUGCUGCCUGAGAGUGAGGACAGGAUAUAUACUGCUGCUUCAGAUCGUAUAUUCUUUCUUUUUUGUUUUUUUUGGGUAGGUGGGUGGGUUUUCCUUUGUGAUAGUUCCUGUUUGAUGAGUUUUGACGCACAUUGAAUCGCAUCUCACUUAUGAAGAUUUUCUAUCUCGAGUCAUUUGCUCAUUUCAGAUCCAUCA